AUGUCUGAUCCACUGAAAAACCCUAAACUGCCAAAAAUCUCGCCUUUGGAUAAUAUCCUUUCUUUCUCUCACUAUUACAAGAGCUGUCCAGAUGUCGAACGCAUUAUCAGCAGGAAAGUGAAUGAAUGGAUCAAAAAGGACUACACUCUUGCCGCCAGUCUCAUUAGGUUGCACUUCCAUGACUGCGCUAUCCGGGGAUGUGACGCUUCUAUUCUCUUGAACCAUGAUGGGAGUGAAAGGAUGGCUAAUGUAAGUAGGUCAUUGAGAGGGUUUGAAGUGAUUGAUGAUAUAAAACAAGAGCUUGAGAGGAAGUGCCCCAAGAUGGUCUCCUGUGCCGAUAUUCUUACCGCUGCAACCAGAGAUGCCACUGUUGCUGUUGGAGGUCCGUUCUGGAUGGUGCCCUUCGGGAGGAGAGAUGGACGUGUUUCUCUUGCUAAGGAAGCGGAAACGGUGCCUAUGGGUCGUGAAAAAAUCACUGAGUUGAUCGAGUUCUUCCAGUCCAAGGGAUUGAAUAUACUCGAUCUGGUUGUCCUCUCUGGAUCACAUACCAUUGGAAGGAGUACAUGUGGUUCAGUACAAUAUAGGCUAUAUAACUUCAAUGGUACAGGCAAACCAGAUCCUUCCAUUGAUGUUCAAUAUUUGAAUUUCUUGAGAAGAAAAUGCAGAUGGGCUUCCGAAUAUGUUGAACUUGACGCGACAACCCCUAAGAAAUUCGACAAUGUGUACUACACAAAUCUUCAGAAAAAGAUGGGAUUAUUAUCGACUGAUCAAAUGCUGUACUCCGAUUCAAGGACUUCGCCUUUAGUCGCUGCAAUGGCUUCCCAACCCUCAAUCUUCCAGAGCCAGUUCGCGGUGUCCAUGGUGAAGCUUGGGAAUAUUCAAGACCUUUCAAGUGAAGAUGAAGGCGAAAUUCGAGUGAAUUGCAAUUAUAAAAAUUAUUAG
Messenger RNA from Cornus florida, 942 nucleotides. Its product is annotated as peroxidase 7. Lineage: Eukaryota; Viridiplantae; Streptophyta; Magnoliopsida; Cornales; Cornaceae. The record is from RefSeq and is a predicted model, not a curated record. Gene Ontology annotation, cellular component: plasmodesma; plant-type cell wall. The transcript is spliced from 3 exons. Gene Ontology annotation, biological process: hydrogen peroxide catabolic process; response to oxidative stress. Gene Ontology annotation, molecular function: peroxidase activity; heme binding. The coding region runs from base 1 to 942 and encodes 313 amino acids.